Messenger RNA from Prorocentrum cordatum, 924 nucleotides. The record is from the annotation of a GenBank genome assembly. Lineage: Eukaryota; Dinophyceae; Prorocentrales; Prorocentraceae.
AUGUGCGACCGGUCUGCUGCUGCUGGAGGUGUUCCGGACUUGGGAAUGGCGCGGGAGGGCGGAGCUUUUCUCCGCCCAGUGCGCUCUGCCGAGGCCCGCCGGGCUUCUCGGGCAUGGGCGCGUUGGUCCGCUGACCGUGCCGUGGCCACGCGCGUGGAGGAGCUGCACCGUGGCCAGCGCGUGGAGGAGCUGCAGGCCGUCCGCGGGCAGCUGGCAGCGGCGGAAGCGGCCCUGGACUACAUCGUGGGGGAUGCGGAGGUGGCACAGCGUCUCCGCGCACUUCUGCCUGCCUUCGUGGCCACGCUCCACGGGAUGGAGCCCACCUGGCUGGAGAAGCUGCGGCGCAAUGUUGCGCUCCACGCCGAGGCCCUCGAGAUCGACGUGGCGUUAGCAGGCGCUCGCGAGCUUCGCCGAGCACAGCGUGGGCCUCGCCUCGAGGCACGGCGCGCGGGAGUCGGCCGCGCCCCCACCAGCCUCUCUGCUGAUGCGGCGGAGUUCGUCCCUGGCACUUGGGAGCUGCUGCCCGUGGGGCCCUCCGUCCACGUCGUGCAGGAAGACUCCGAGAUCCACGAGCUCUUGGACGCGGAGGCUGCGCAGUUUCCUGUGCUGGGGUCCCACCCCCCCAGUACGGACGGCUCUGAGGGUGGGGCUGCUGCGCAGUUUCCUGUGCUGGGGUCCCACCCCCCCAGUACGGACGGCUCUGAGGGUGGGGCUGCUGAGGCUGGGGUCAGCGCCACGGAUGCGGAUCUGGCGGUGGUCCAGCAGUUGCACGCCCAGACAGUCGGUGCCAUCAACGCCAAGCGAAUAUCGAGGAGGCGCAAACUAUAUCCACAGCCGUUCAAGUGGAAGCUUGCCAGGCUGGAGCGUGAAGGAUGGCCCGUGUCUGUGGAGAUGAAGGAUGAGGCGUCCUGCAACCAGCAGUGA